AUGGCGAUAGGCAAAAGGUCUUGCAGCAUCGUCUGCUUGGUAUCUAUCCAGAUUAUCUUGAUCUUCAGCGCAUCGUGGCCUGGAGCGGCGGGUCUCACGUUCCCACAGCAAUACACGAUAAUGCACUGGGCCAGACGUAUCGAACAGGAGAUUGACAGAGUCUUUCAGCACAUCACUGGCGCUCAGCAGUUGAAAGGGAUAUACAAUGAAGAAAGACGACGAUUUAGUCUCGUGAAGAAUCAGCCCCGGAAGAUUGUGGAGAAAGUGGCCUCAGAUAUAGAGAAACUCCUGGCUAAGAAGCGCAAAGCGCUCGAUAGGUUAGCCAGUGAAGCAGAGCGGCUCCAGCGAGAGCAUCUAUGGCAGGAUGGAAUCAAGGAGCUGGACAUGGCUUAUUAUGACUCCAAGGCAGAGCUGGACUAUUACUCCAUGGAUGGAGAAGGAGAGGUGGAAAAUCCUUCACACAUCAAGCUGGAGUUUGUCUAUGAUCCAAACUUCAAAAAUAAUGUCAACUAUUCCUACACAGCUGUUCAGAUUCCCACGGAUAUUUAUAAAGGAGCUCCAGUUAUUCUGAAUGAGUUGAACUGGACGCAGGCGCUGGAGAAAGUCUUCAUGGAGAACAGUCAGGAGGAUCCAUCACUGCUGUGGCAAGCGUUCGGGAGUGCUACUGGUGUCACUCGCUACUACCCAGCUACACCUUGGAAAGCUCCCGAUAAAAUCGAUUUGUAUGACGUCAGGAGGAGACCCUGGUACAUCCAGGGAGCCUCAUCCCCAAAAGAUAUGAUCAUUCUUGUUGAUGUGAGCGGCAGUGUCAGUGGACUCACCCUGAAGCUCAUCAAAGCGUCGGUGAUAGAAAUGCUGGACACUUUGUCUGAUGAUGACUAUGUCAAUGUGGCCAGGUUCAACGAGAAGGCCGAGGCUGUGGUUCCCUGCUUCAAACAUCUCGUCCAGGCUAACGUGCGCAACAAAAAGAUCUUCAAGGAUGAAGUGCAGCAGAUGCAGGCUAAAGGCACCACUGACUACAAGUCUGGUUUUCAUUUUGCCUUCAACCAGCUGUUAAAUAAGACAAAUAUUCCUCGGGCCAACUGCAAUAAAAUAAUCAUGCUGUUUACUGAUGGAGGAGAGGACAGAGCUCAGGAUGUCUUCAUGCAAUACAACUGGCCCAACAAAACGGUUCGAGUUUUCACCUUUUCUGUGGGUCAACACAACUAUGAUGUUACACCUUUACAGUGGAUCGCAUGCACCAAUAAAGGUUACUAUUUUGAGAUCCGGUCCAUCUGUGCUAUAAGGAUUAACACCCAGGAGUACCUCGACGUGCUGGGGCGUCCCAUGGUGCUGGCAGGCAGUGAUGCCAAGCAGGUUCAGUGGACGAAUGUGUACCAGGAUGCUUUGGGUCUUGGAAUGGUAGUAACUGGGACUAUGCCCGUAUUUAAUCUCACCAUGGAUGGAAACUCACAGAAUCAGCUGAUAUUAGGUGUCAUGGGGGUGGACGUGCAUCUAGAUGAGAUAAAGCGCCUAACACCACGGUACAAUCUUGGAGCCAAUGGAUACAUAUUUGCCAUUGAUCCAAAUGGAUAUCUUCUCCUUCACCCUAACCUUCAGCCAAAGCCGGUGAACCUCCCUGAGCCUGUGACGCUGGACUUCCUGGAUGCAGAGGUGGAGGACAGCAAUAAAGAGGAGAUCCGGCGACAAAUGAUUGAUGGAAGACCAGGUGAAAUGCAGGUCAAAACUCUAGUCAAGUCAAUCGAAGAGAAGUACAUUGACGAUGUAUACAGGAGUUACACCUGGACUCCUAUCAACGGCACAGAUUACAGUCUUGGUCUGGUAUUACCCCCCUACAAUGAAUACUUCAUCCAGGCAGACCUGAGUGAUGUGAUGCUGCAGCUCCAGUAUAUGCAGUCACUCCUGCCCAGCUCCUUUGAAUCCUCAGGACACGUGUUUCUGGCUCCCAGGGAAUAUUGCAAACGUCUGCAUCUUUCUGACAACAACACCCAGUUUUUGCAGAACUUCCUCUCGCUCAUGCUGGACAUUUCUCCAGAAUCUGAUGAGUGUGAUCAAGGCCUCAUCCACAACCUGAUUUUGGAUUCUAGGAUUAUCGGGCAGCUGGCCUCUCGUGUUUGGAAGAACAAGGACCUGAAUUCGUACGGCUUCCUGGCUGUAUUUGCGUCCACUGAUGGAGGAAUAACACGUGUUUUCCCCAACUUAGCUGCUGAGUCAUGGGAUGAGGAUCCCGAACCCUUCAAUUCAAAUUAUUAUAGACGGAGCCUCGACAACAAAGGCUACAUGUUCAGAGCUCCAUCCAGAUCCUCGUUAGACGACCCUGUAGGUGCAGAAAAUGGCACCGUUGGAAUUCUGGUUAGUUCGGCCGUGGAGGUUAAUUUAGGAGGCAAACUGCUCAAACCUUCAGUGGUCGGAGUGAAGCUGGACUUGGAGGCGUGGGUGGACAAGUUUAAGAUCCUGGCCAGCAAUGUGUCAGACAGUCGACAGGGCUCACACAAGUGUGGACCAUCCAGAAGCUGUGAGAUGGACUGUGAAGUGAACACUGACGACCUCCUCUGUUAUCUCAUUGAUGAUGGUGGAUUCCUGGUUAUGUCAAAUCAAAGAGAUCAUUGGAAAAAGAUUGGUCUUUUCUUUGGUGAUGUUGACCCUUACCUGAUGCAUGCACUCUACAACAACUCCAUCUUCAAUCGCCGUCAGUCUUUCCACUACCAGUCUGCAUGUGAACCAAUCAGCAGCAGCCAUACUGGUGCAGCACCAAGGGGCAUCUUUGUGCCCUCCAUUGCUGAUAUCCUCAGCUUGGCCUGGUGGACUUCCACGGUGGCAUGGUCUGUGACCCAGCAGCUGCUAUAUGGACUCGCCUACAACAGCUGGCUCUACCAAGAUGAUCUCCUGGUUGAAGGUUUUGAAACAAGGGAAAGCAGCUGUGUGACCAUCCAAAGCCAGUUCUACUUUACAAACACCACCAACUCCUACAAUGUGCUGCAGGACUGUGGAAACUGCUCACGGCUUUUUCACGCUAAACGGAUAGAAAAUACUAACCUCCUCUUUGUGGUCGCUGAGACGCUCCCCUGCAGCUCAUGUGAGAUAGAGAGAUUGACGCAGAUCAAGACAGAGUUUCAGGAGGAGAAUCCAUGCGAAGUACUGAGCAACGCACGAUAUCGUAAAGGCCCGACAUCCUGCUUUGACUACAGUGCCUUAGAAAACACGUCUGAGUGUGGGCGAGGUUGUGCACUACAAUCCUCUAUUGGAGUCCUUCUCUUUAUUCAGCUUACUCUGCCUCUUUUUCAUCUCUGA
This is a messenger RNA of Cyclopterus lumpus (lumpfish), 3291 nucleotides long. RefSeq names its product voltage-dependent calcium channel subunit alpha-2/delta-2-like. Bases 1 to 3291 code for a protein of 1096 amino acids. Gene Ontology annotation, cellular component: voltage-gated calcium channel complex. The transcript has 38 exons. Gene Ontology annotation, molecular function: voltage-gated calcium channel activity. The record is from RefSeq and is a predicted model, not a curated record. Lineage: Eukaryota; Metazoa; Chordata; Actinopteri; Perciformes; Cyclopteridae.